This is a messenger RNA of Aspergillus candidus, 581 nucleotides long. RefSeq lists its product as uncharacterized. Lineage: Eukaryota; Fungi; Ascomycota; Eurotiomycetes; Eurotiales; Aspergillaceae. The record is from RefSeq and is a predicted model, not a curated record. Bases 131 to 391 code for a protein of 86 amino acids. The transcript has a single exon.
AAACAAAAAAAAAAAAAACAGGACAUAUCUUUCUCCACAAGUAGAUCACCCAUCGAACUUAUAUGUCUUGAUCAGUUUCUUGCCUUCGCAGCGUGGCAACUGACGUCAGGGCCCAUCUUCCAAGCCAAAUAUGAUAUCGUAUGCACCCAGACCCAAGGAACACAACAGAGGAGAUCUAUUCCCUUGUUCCAUCAAACGGAGGCGGUCCGAAUCAGGGAAUGAUGUCAUGAUAUCAAUGUUUCUUUGGUGGGACCAGGGUCUAAUACCUAUCAGCGAACAGGUCGGUCUGGGUGUUGAACAGGGGAUCAGCGUGGUCUUGGGCUUGAUUGGAAGAGGGUAUUCGCUCGGAAGGCGUGUUCCGUGCUGUUCUUGUAUGACAGUGUCUGUUUGAUUGUUGCUGUUGAGUGGCUGUUACACUAGAAUAUGUCUCUGAUGGGCUGGGAGGACAAGGUCGUUGGGUAUUGGGCUUGACGGGUAAAAUAGAAAGAAAGGGUCUAAGAUGGGCUGUGCUAAAACAUGGUCGUGUAUUUUUGGCUACGACCCUUUAAAUGGUUAGUUGGGUCUCAAUACUUAUGUCCAAC